GCGGAGCUCCGGCCGCUGCUCCCGCGCGGGCCGAAGCCGCGUACCCGUCCGCUGGAGGCGUGAGGCCUGCGGCCCGGCGUCCGCAUGGAGCUGAGCGGCGCGGAGGCGGCUUCCACACGGUUCCUCGGCCUCACUCAGCGCUCUGUCUCUGAAGAUCUGGGUUGCAGACGUGGAGAGUUUAGCAGAAAGCAUUACGGAUCUGUGGAGCUUCUUAUAUCUAGCGAUGCUGAUGGAGCCAUUCAAAGAGCUGGACGGUUCCGUGUGGAAAAUGGCUCCUCUGGUGAGAAUACAGACUACACUCCUGGCACAUGGCACAGAACGGAUGUGCAUUUGGAAAACCCAGAAUAUCAUACAAGAUGGUAUUUCAAAUAUUUUUUAGGGAAAGUUCAUCAAAAUUACGUAGGUACAGAUGCAGAGAAGAACCCUUUCUUUCUGUCUGUUGUACUGUCUGACCAAAAUAAUCAGCGUGUUCCUCAAUACCAUGCAAUACUUUGGAGAAAAACUGGUACUCAGAAAAUAUGUCUCCCUUAUAGUCCCACAAAAACAUUAUCAGUGAAAUCUAUAUUAAGUGCUAUGAGUCUUGACAAAUUUGAGAGGAGCCCAAGGGAAAUCUUUCAUCCUGAAAUACAAAAGGACUUACUGGUUCUUGAAGAGCAAGAGGGAUCUGUAAAUUUUAAAUUUGGAAUCCUUUAUGCUAAGGAUGGGCAGCUUACAGAUGAUGAAAUGUUCAGCAACGAAAUGGGAAGUGAAAGCUUUCAAAGAUUUUUGCAUCUCUUGGGUGACACAGUUACUUUGAAAGGCUGGACAGGCUACAGAGGAGGACUGGACACUAAAAAUGAUACAACAGGAAUCUUUUCCAUCUAUACAGUUUUUCAAGGGCAUGAAAUCAUGUUCCAUGUUUCAACCAUGCUACCAUAUUCUAGAGAGAAUAAACAGCAGGUAGAAAGGAAGCGACACAUUGGGAAUGACAUUGUCACUAUCGUGUUUCAGGAAGGCGAAGAGUCUUCUCCAGCAUUCAAGCCAUCCAUGAUUCGCUCUCAUUUUACACAUAUUUUUGCCUUAGUGAGAUACAAUAAGCAGAAUGAUAGUUACAGGCUGAAAAUAUUUUCAGAAGAAAGCGUUCCUCUUUUUGGGCCUCCCCUUCCAUCCCCACCUGUGUUUACAAAUCACCAGGAAUUCAGGGAUUUUUUGUUAGUGAAAUUAAUAAACGGGGAAAAAGCCACCUUGGAAACCCCAACAUUUUCUCAGAAACGUCAGCGCACCCUGGACAUGCUGAUCCGCUCUUUAUACCAAGACCUGAUGCCUGAUCUACACAAAGUAAAUAACAUGCUCAACAGAAGAUCCUUCAGUGAUGUGUUACCAGAGUCACCAAAAUCAACACGGAAGAAAGAAGAAGCCCGGCAAGCAGAGUUUGUCCGACUUGGUCAGGCAUUGAAAUUGAAAACCGCUGUGAAAGGGGAUGCCACAGCUAACUUGGCAACCACAAGCUUUUGUAAAAAGGAGCCUUGGGAAUCUCAAUCUUUCUGCAGUAAUUUUCCUCAUGAGGUUGUCUGUGCAGAUUCUUGGGGCCAGUCCUUGCUGGUUUCUACAGAUGCUGGCAUCUUGUUAAUAGAUGAUGGUCAGCCAUCAGUGCAAGUGUUUGAUAAAACUCUCCAAGUAAAGCAGAUGCAUGUGCUGGAAACUCUGGAUCUUUUGGUUGCUCGAACAGACAAAGGCAAAGACUCUCGUCUCCUUGUCUUCAGACUCAGUGCUGUCCAAAAGGAUAUAGAAACAAAGCAAAUCAUAAGAAGCAAAUAUGACUGCAGAGAAAAUAAACUGGAGAGAACAAAAGGCUGCCAUUUGUAUGCCAUUAAUACUCACCAUGGCAGUGAACUGAGGAUUGUCGUGGCUAUUCGGAACAAACUACUUCUCGUCACAAAGAAAUACAAUCCAUGCAACAGUUUAACUAGCAGCUCUCUGCUGUUCUCAUCUGAAUCUCCAGUAGAGGAGUUCCAGUACAUCCGGGAAAUAUGCCUUUCUGACCCUCCAGUGGUUAUGACGCUGGUGGACGGACCUACUGAAGACAGUGACAAUAUGAUCUGUGUAGCAUAUCGGCAUCAGUUUGAUUUAGUUAAUGAGAGCACUGGGGAGUCCUAUAGACUGCAUCAUGUUGAAACAAACAAGGUUAAUUUUGUUGCAGCUAUUGAUGUAUAUGAAGAUGGGGAAGCUGGUUUACUGUUGUGUUACAACUAUGUUUGCCAGUACAGAAAGGUACAUCCUUUCAAUGGAGGUUCUCCACUGAUCCAGCCAUCAGCUUACGAUUUCCAUUUCAGCUGGAAUCAAGUUCCUUAUGCUGUUGUCUGUGCUUUCCCUUAUAUCCUUGCCUUCACUACUGAUUCCAUUGAGAUCCGGUUAGUGGUGAAUGGGAACUUAGUCCACACAGCAGUUGUGCCUGAGCUUCAACUUGUAGCAUCAAAGUCAGAUAUUUAUUUUAAAGCUACUGCUGCAGUAAGUGGAUCAUGUGACAGCAGCGCUAAGGAAAUGAGUUCAAGGAGCUCUCCUCAAACACCAACAGCUUAUGAAAUGCCAGAAAGUCCUCUUUCUUCUCUAGAAGGUGAAGUUCCAUGCAAAAACCUGUAUAAAAUUCCUCUCAGUAACCUGGUUGGGCGAAGCAUUGAACGACCUCUGAAGUCACCUUUGGCUCCCAAGGUCAUCACUACUACAGCCUCCAGUGGCACUCCCUCUAUGCCAGUUACUCACUCACUAUCCUUAUCUCGUAUGGAAAUUAAAGAAAUUGCAAGCAGAACACGUAAAGAAUUGCUGGGCCUCUUGGAUGAGCCUAUACCCAAGACAGAAACUGCACAGAAGCAAAAAAAGGCUCCUCGAAGACAGUCAGACCCCAAGCAGGGCGCAGUAAGAUCAACCAGCAGUGACAGGAUAAUCUCAAGCUCUUUUGAAAGCUGUUCUGAAGGACGUCAUCCUUCCACUAGUUCAGAUCCAGAUACCGUGGCCAACAGGGAGGAGAGCUCACCAUCUAGCUGUCCCUUUCAGCCCAUUUCUUUAUAUGAUGAAGACAUCAUUGACUUGAAGUGAAGACAGUCUUAAAACCUUUCCUCCUUACUUCACAUUUUCUUACAACUCUGUGAGCUCUGUGGGAAUGUCACAAACACUGCUUCUAGUGGUAAAAUGUGGCUGGAAGUAUUGGUGAUUAAUCUUUAUAGAACCCGUGUUGUUCUGGAUAGUUCAGCCUGAUUUGGUGAUGCUUAUAUCCUUGACAUAGGUAUGUUUUGUUUUCUCAGUUAAUGAACCAUUACUUUUUGUGGAAUUCUAACAAGUAGGUAAUCAAUGAGAGAUUUAGGCUGAAAAUGAAUAAAAAGUAUUACUUGUUCUGAGCUUCUUGUAAUUUGAAGUACCUGAGUGACAAGAGCUAAGUUAAUACUGUUAUUACUAUCUUGAGUUGUUUUACAACAGUGUGUGUUGUAAGGGAAGAGGAAUUUUAUGACAUAAAUCACUCCUUUUGGUUUUCAAGCCUUUAAAAAACCAAACCAAAGGCUUGCAGGCAAGGUCUUUCCAACCACUCAGUCUGUCCUCCAAGUGGUGGAGCUGUGGUAUGUUCAGUGAAGAAUCAAGGAUAUUCUAUAAAGAUCAGGUAAGAUAAGAAGAUGCUGCUUCCUUUGCUCUGGCCUGUCCAUGCAUAUUUUUUAGAGAAACUUUAAAACUGUUUUGAUGUCAAGAAUCCUUGAACUGAGACUUUUUAUAGAAAACAAACUCUCACAAUAUUCUUUUAAGAAUUGGAAGUUAAAAAAACCCAAACCAACAACAAAAAAUACCCAACACCAAGCAAAAAAGCCCAAACCAAGUGCAUUUCUCCAUUUCCUGGAACACUGCAUUAGCUGUUGUCUGCUCUUGCACCAAAAGUGUAAGUCAUUAUUCCAAAUAACUGCAUUUUUCUAACUGGAUCCAGAUGGAAAUUGCACUGCUAAGAAGCUAGUUUUCUAUGAUGAACAGUCAUCUUUUGUUACAUUAGAGGACAGGGUUUAAUUUUUAAAGCUUAUUAUUUUUCAACCCUUUAAACCAUAUUUUGAAAGGGUUUGGGUUUGUUUGGGGGGUUUUGUUUUGCUUGUUUUGUUUUUCCAUGAAAAGAGUGAUGCUUCCAGGCUUUUAAUAUAUAUAGGAAGAUUUUACCUUUACUAGCAGGUAUUUCUUGUUCUAUAUGUAGAAAUACUUCUGUAUCCUUGACUUUAAUUUAUAAUACCAUUCCUGUGUCAUGAUUUCACUUUCUUUCCAUGCACGACCAUCUGAAGAUGUGUGCCUUUUGCUUCAGUCUGUCUGAAUGUAAAACUGUUUUUGCAAAGUAUUUUUUUGCCCAGAUAAUUGUGUGUAAUGGGUUAAUUGCUCCACCUAAGAAAAUACACAAUGCCUUAUCUGAAAGGAUCAUUUCUUACUCUCAGCUGGAGUGGCUGAUAAGGAAAGAAGCAAUAUUUUAAGCAGUAACUAAUCUAGGAGCAGAAACAGUAUUAACCAGUGGCUACUAUGAUUUUAGUAUUUUUGCACCCAUAGAUGUAUGGGGUGAACCUUAAUAAGCACCUAAAGGAAGUGCCAGCUCCAAGUCUUUACAAGAGCUUGUAACUUUUUGUGAGAAUGUUAUUUCCAGAGACUGUGCCUCAUCAGAUGCCCAUGAGUUCUGUGCCUCUUGAUGGGAUGAAUUGGCAUCCUCUGAACUAGCGUCUAACCAUUGUUUUGCUCAAAACAUUGACUUAAAUACUUACCAUUGACUGCUAAUUCCAAUUAAAAAAGCCAACUGGUGGUAUUGAUACAUAAGCUCUUGUGCACCAUUUAUAAAGGGCAAGGUUUUUAUGCAUCUAUGCAACCUCUCCUGCUUCAGACUGGUGUUAGAUGACAAGGCUUUCUGGAAGGCUGCUGGUGUGCACAGCUAUAUUGUUGUUCACUCCAGCCUUAGAGCCAUGUCAUUUCCCUUCUGCUUUUCCAGCAUGUGCAUGCAUCUGCUCAUUAGAACUUAGGAGAUAGCUGUGGGCACAAAUUGUAGCCAUGUCCACCCUAAGCACAACCCUUUCUAUUUUGAUGUCUGUUAAAGCUGCCUUUAGCCUGCAUUCUUGACGCUGGCUGACCAGCUCAUGGAUGGGAGGACAGAUAACCUUUAAUUUACAGCUGUGUAAGAUGGGUGUUGUUCUAAUAGAAAGGAAUACUGAAAAAUCUUGCCACAGAUGGAUGAAAAAAAUCCUUUCCAUAAAGGAAGAAUUGUUACCAAGUUGGACACUUGCUGUCAGGCUCAUCUGAAGGCCCAUUCUGGACUCUUAUAAACAGAUAAGUUUCUGCAAGAAAUGUUUACUAUCCCAACAUGCUGGAUUUGUUGGAGGAGGCAGGGCUCUUAACCUCUUCUGGCUAAUGGGAUUGUCACCACUUCAGCACUGUGCCUUAGUCUGACUAAACUAUAGGAAUGUCAUUUACUUUGGUGCAAGCAUUAGACUGUACAGGCAGUUUAUAGUGUGUACUCAUGCCUCCUUACCAGCAUGGGUAGUGACUUGUGAAAUCACAGAACAGUUGAGGUUAGAAGGGAUCCCUGCAGAUCAUUUAGUCCAGAACCCACACCUGUGCCCUUAGGCUGAAUGGAUGAAUGGGUACCUUCAGUUUCCCAGUUUGCAAGAACACGUAGAGCCUGUCUGGAUUACAGAUCUGCCCUGCUUUGGGGCUGGGUUUCUGUUUUGAGUUUGGUUUCUUGGGCUGUUGGGGGAUGGCUUUGUUUGAUGUUUGGGUUUUACUAGGCCAGUCAACUGAAUCAACACUUAAACAGUUCUUAAUAGGGCAGGACAGUAGCACCCAUGGGAAGUGUAACACUGCUACAUAACCAGUUGCAUAGGGUCUAGGGUGCUGCUCCUGCCAUUUACUUUGUUGGUCUGCGUCUCUCUGACCAAGCCACGGAUACAAACUCCUGCAUGUUUUCCUAAAGGUGUGGGUCUCUAAUAUGAGCAGCAGCUUUCCCAGAGCUGUUGGCUUAGACUGCAUUUGAGAUACACUAAAAAACAAAUCCAAAGGAUUAUACAUAUAUAUACUUGUGUGUACAUUUGUUUUUACCACAAGUUUUAAGGGGUUAAAAGUCCUAAGCAUAUGUAGGAAUCUAAAGCAAUGUGAUCUUAUCACAUCUGCGAGUUAUAAGGUAUUUGAGAAUAAUUUUUGUUGCCUUCUGUGUAUGAAAAUGAGUACCACGCUAUUGUCAUUAUUACCAGUUUGAUGGCAUGGUUCAUACACACAGUGCUUGCUAAUUCGGUUGAAGCAGUGUUAUCUCAGAUAGGCUUAGCCUGAUUUUGUGGAGGGAUAAACUGUACUAACAGUACAGGAAAGCCCAUGUGACAGAAUGCAGCAAACAUCUACUUGCAUGUGGGUUAGAAAGUAUCUAUACUAGUUGAGCACAGCAGCUUCACCAGCCUGUACACUGCCUACCUGCUUCACUUGCUGCUGACCUGCCGCUGACUCCUGUUUGCUACUGGAAAUCAUGACAUCAGCACACGAGUUUAAGAGCAAAUUUAAGAGAUUAUUUUCUGCGUAUUGAUUUCUAGCUCUAUUAGCUAUUCAUCUGGUCGAAUGGAGAAUGUUGUGUCUCUAAAGGUUUAUGCAAACAGUGUUAUCAACCUGGAAUGUCAGUUUUAACUAAGUCUUUGAAUGUCAGCAGACUGCUUUGUAAUUUAGUAAUUGCCUAUUGUUACGACUGUUGCUACGUUUGUGACACAAUCUCUUUACCUACCACUUGUCUUAACUGCUGCUGUAUUACCAUGGGUUUUAAUGUCAUGUGACAGCGUGUUCAGUUUGUGUUUCCAAAUAGAAACAGUCCUAUCACAGCUGGAA
Melopsittacus undulatus (budgerigar) is the source of this 6840-nucleotide messenger RNA. RefSeq names its product GTPase activating Rap/RanGAP domain like 3 (gene GARNL3). Gene Ontology annotation, cellular component: cytoplasm. Gene Ontology annotation, molecular function: GTPase activator activity. The transcript is spliced from 29 exons. The record is from RefSeq and is a predicted model, not a curated record. NCBI's taxonomy places the organism in Eukaryota, Metazoa, Chordata, Aves, Psittaciformes, Psittaculidae. Bases 85 to 3072 code for a protein of 995 amino acids. Gene Ontology annotation, biological process: regulation of small GTPase mediated signal transduction; activation of GTPase activity.